Molecule: messenger RNA, 1809 nt
Organism: Neltuma alba
Lineage: Eukaryota; Viridiplantae; Streptophyta; Magnoliopsida; Fabales; Fabaceae
Product: cysteine-rich receptor-like protein kinase 10
Exons: 7
Coding region: 115-1809 (564 amino acids)
Biological process (GO): protein phosphorylation; defense response to bacterium
Cellular component (GO): plasma membrane
Molecular function (GO): ATP binding; protein serine/threonine kinase activity
Source: RefSeq, a predicted model, not a curated record
UCCGGCGGCCCACUUGCCAUCAAAAUUCACUUCAUCACAAAAUUAAACUCAAACUAUAAAGCAUUAUCCUCAUCUCAAACGCCAUCAAUAACAUACCAUUCACCCUUAAUUGCCAUGACCUUCAACAUUAUAAUUUUGUCACUCUUCUUCUUCAUCGGCUUCCUCCUCAAUUCUUCUUCUGCUCAAGUCAUAGGUCGUAAUGAUCUUUACCCUCAGUGCUCCACCGGCAGUAAUUUCACUGCCAAUAGUUCCUUCGACUCUAACCUCCAAACUCUAUUUUCUUCCUUAACUUCCAACGAAACCGCCAACCUCGACUUCUACAACACAACCGUUGGCCGCGGCGGCGAGACUGUAUACGGCCUCUUCAUGUGCGUGGGUCACGUCAACCAGGACAUAUGCCGCCAGUGCGUAGCUAACUCAAUCCUACAGGCUGGAUUCAUGAAUGUAAUGACGAUUGCUCUGAACCAGAUGGCGGAUGAGGCUUCCAAGUCUGCUGUGAUGAAGCAGAAGUGUAGGACGAAUAAGGUGGCGGUAGAGUUUCAAACUAUGUACGUUCUGGUUCAGUGCACGCCGGACCUUUCGUCGGCGGAUUGCAGAAGGUGUCUGAGCGGAGUGAUUGGGGACUUUAGAUGGUAUUUUUAUGGGAAGAUCGGAGGAAGAAUCCUAUAUCCAAGUUGCUUCGCUCGUUAUGAGUUAUAUCCGUUCUCUAAUUCUUUUACGCCUCUUCUGCCAGUAACGCUGCCGCCUGCUUCGGCUCUACUUUCUCCUCCAAAUCCUGUUGGAAAUGAAAGCAACAACUUAGAACCUCUGCAAUUUAGUUUGGUCACUAUUGAAGCUUCAACAAAUAAUUUUUCAGAUGAGAAGUGUUUAUUAGGACGAGGUGGAUUUGGAAGAGUUUACAAGGGCAUUCUUUCAAAGGGCCAAGAAAUAGCUGUCAAGAGACUUUCAAAAUGUUCAGGUCAAGGCGCUGAAGAAUUCAAGAACGAGAUUUUAUUAAUUGCCAAACUCCAGCACAGAAAUUUGGUAGCUUUGCUUGGAUAUUGCAUAGAAGAAAAAGAGAAAAUUCUUAUCUAUGAAUAUGUUCCGAACAGAAGCCUUGAUUACUUUCUAUUUGGUUCCAUAGAAGGAAAAGUAUUAAGUUGGAUGGAGCGUUGUAAAAUUAUUGGAGGAGUAGCUCGAGGAAUUCUUUAUCUCCAUCAGUAUUCCCGUCUUAAAAUUAUACAUCGUGAUUUAAAGCCAAGCAAUAUUUUAUUAGAUGAUGAAAUGAAUCCAAAAAUUUCUGAUUUUGGAUUAGCUAAAAUGGUUGCCAUCAACUCACAAGAAGGAAGUACAAAUAGAAUUGUUGGAACGUAUGGUUAUAUGUCUCCAGAAUAUGCGAUGUAUGGACAAUAUUCUGAAAAAUCAGAUGUUUUUAGUUUUGGAGUUAUAAUUUUAGAAAUCAUUAGUGGAAAGAAGAACACAAGUCGUCAAAAUGAAUCACAAUAUGUUGAUGGCCUAUUGAGCUAUGCUUGGAAGCAAUGGAAAGAGGAAAAGUUGCUGGAGAUAUUAGAUUUAAAUAUAAAAGAAUUUGCGUCAUAUAAUGAAGUGAUCAGAUGCAUCCAUAUUGGUUUGUUAUGUGUUCAAGAAAAUCCAGAUUCAAGACCCACAAUGGCAACGGUUGUUUCAUAUCUGAGUAAUGAUUCCAUUCAACUGCCAUUGCCACGGGAACCUGCAUUCUUUCUGCACGAUGGAAUGGAGCCGAGUACCAGUGGAAGUAAGGAAUCAGCCUCGACUGUUGAAGUGUCUAUGAGUGAAUUCUUUCCUCGUUAG